GGCGAGGGGAAUGAGACGAAAGCAUCUAAGAAACAUCUGUUUCCUCGAAUGUUGCUACAGGGCGCGCUAGUGAAGUGAACGCCUUCUGAAGCAACGUGAAACGAGGACGCCCGCCACCACACAACAAUCUUCCCACUUUUCCGCUUUCGGUGGGAAAAAAAGUAGGAAAAACCUGUACGUAGGAUCGCAAAGACGCCGUCGCGAUUGGUUAGGCGUAUCCUCGAUCGCGCUUCACCGUCAUCGGUUUAGCAGACUGCCAGCAAAUGCCCUAUCGUGACGCGCGCGCUUUUAUUGGUCGUCGUGCUCGUGCAAUCGGAUCGACAUUUAUCGCAGAAGAGAUCCGAUUUUCCUGCCGUCCACGACAAGGUCCUCGCGUGCGCGUUACGUUCACCGAAUUUUAUCACGACAUCACGAGCGCCUCUCCCCGUAAGGGGCAAGCCUCUCGAUACACCUCGUCAUCCUCCCCCGCCAUUCUCCUACCUACCUACCUCGCGACGCAGUCGCAGCGCCGUCGACAACAACGUGAACAACGGCGAAAGCGACGUGCAAGCUACGCGAGCGCAGCGCCGCCGUCAUCAGCGCGACCGCCAUCGCAACGAGGUGCGCUAUUCCGUUCACUUCGCGACGAAGCCACGAAGAAAUGCCCGUAGGUUCGAGAUCGAUCAAUCCGAGUUCCCGUACGACGAGCAUGGAGGUAUCAUCGCGGUCGAGCCUGUAACGGGCGUGCUGUUACGAGCGAGCCCAGCACGUCGUCGUAGCGGCGAGCGAGCAUUGUAUCUCGCACUCCACGCUCGCGUCGGGUCAGCUGCUGCUUACUUCGCGCUGCCUCCGCUCUAGGUUGUCGGUGUGUGUGUGCGCUUGUGUAUUAAGUCGCCUCUCCCCGUAGCCGCGAUCGUGACACUUUUCACCAAGGUGCGCCGCCCAGGCUUGUGCAUACGAUGGAGCUGCGUGUUGGUAACAAGUACCGGCUCGGACGGAAAAUCGGGAGCGGUUCCUUCGGCGACAUUUACCUAGGUACCAAUAUUUCUACAGGUGAGGAAGUUGCUAUCAAAUUAGAAUGCAUAAAGACACGACAUCCGCAACUACACAUAGAAUCCAAGUUUUACAAGAUGAUGCAAGGAGGUGUUGGAAUACCAACUAUAAAAUGGUGUGGUUCGGAGGGUGAUUAUAAUGUAAUGGUAAUGGAAUUACUUGGGCCAUCACUGGAGGACUUGUUUAAUUUUUGUUCAAGACGUUUUACUCUGAAAACAGUCUUACUUCUUGCCGAUCAAUUGAUAAGUAGAACAGAUUACAUUCACAGCCGCAACUUUAUUCAUCGUGAUAUUAAGCCAGACAACUUUCUGAUGGGUCUGGGAAAGAAGGGUAAUCUCGUCUACAUUAUAGAUUUUGGAUUAGCUAAAAAAUAUCGCGAUGGCCGCACACACAAGCAUAUACCUUAUCGAGAAAACAAAAAUCUGACAGGGACGGCCAGAUACGCGAGUAUAAACACACACUUGGGAAUCGAACAGUCACGACGGGACGAUCUCGAAUCUCUGGGCUAUGUCCUCAUGUACUUUAAUAGAGGUAGUCUACCUUGGCAAGGGUUGAAAGCAGCGACCAAGAGACAAAAGUACGAGCGCAUUUCCGAAAAAAAAAUGUCCACUCCCAUAGAAGAACUCUGUAAGGGAUAUCCUGUAGAGUUCGCUUCGUAUCUAAGGUAUUGUCGGGAUUUGCGCUUUGAGGAGAGGCCGGAUUAUUCGCAUCUUCGACAACUUUUCCGAACGCUGUUUCAUGGUCAGGGCUUCACCUACGAUUACGUCUUUGACUGGAAUAUGCUGAAAUUUGGUAACGCGAGACAACCAACUUUACCUUCCGCGCAGCAAGCACCUAUGCACUCGCAGCCGUCUAAUGCGGCGCUGCCUUCUGGGACCAACAACGAUCAGGAACAUCGAUCAAGGCCCUACACGCGGCAAUGUUUACCGAACGCGUCCGUAGCGACGGUGGGGCCGACGCUUGGACGCUUGGAUCCGACCACAAGUUUACGAGCAAUCCGGCAGAAACGCGAGAUGGAGACUCGUGGUGACCAGGACAAUCAGGACAAGAAUGAUCUUCAAGCAUCGGGUGCGGGUGGACAGGAACGAAGGGUCAGUAUGCGGUUGCAUCGUAGGGAUACACUUCUAGCAGCUGCAGGAGAAAUGCCCAAGUCCAAGUGACGCCAAUGCGACGGCAAUCGCUCCACCCACCCUGAUGGUCAGGCGGGCAAGCGUGCAACACAACAAGUGAAUCAGCAGCAGCAAUAGCGGAAUCAUCAUCAUUAUCAUCAUAAUCAGCAGCGCCGUUCGUCAAGAGCGACGAUUAGUGAUCAACGCCGCCGCCAACACGGCGCACUCCUGCCUGUCGCAAACCGGAAAUGAACUCGUGCGUAUUCGCAUCCGGUGAACGGUGAUGUGAUACGAUUUUCACGUAUCAGUAACAAUUCUAUUCGUGGUGCUUCGUUACGAUGUCCGCGAUGAAUAUAGCAUAACAGAAAAAUUUAACAAAAAUGUCUGCGCGCGACUCUUCGUACCGAGUGAACGAUGACGAAAAAAAAAAAGGGAAGAAAAAACCGGCAGACUUCUUAGCGCAAAGUAAAGUAAUGUAGAAUGCGCGUUGUAUGGUGAAUUGUAACAACUACAUCACAGUGUGAUUAACAACGCCCACCGCGCUUCUUCAAGAUGCAACGACGCAGUUCUAGUGCGCUAGGUUCUCGGACGGAUUAUACUACAGAAUGCUCUGAAUCUCUUUCUCAUGAUCAAAGCGAGAAUCAUGUUUGGAGAGAAAAGAGAGAAAGAGAACGCUCUUAACGACCAUACAUUCACGAGGGUAGUGAGACUUAAAAAUCGAAGUCGAAUCCCUUGCAUCUCUUGCGGACAUAGAACGAUAAAACAUGAUUGUGAUCGUUUUUUUAUUUUCUUUUUUUUUUUGAGGUGAAUCACAAAUGUACAGUACGCGGUUUCGAUGGUGGAUUCUCGCAGUUGUUUAUCAUACAUAGUAUAAAUUUGGAGAUUAUUUAAUUUUCAUCAUAUAUGUGGCGAGAACCGAACUGUGGCCAGUUUUGUCUUUUCUGAAUUCAAUACUGUUUCAUUUUAUGCGUAUAAAUUUCAAAUGAGUAAUUAUAAAGUUCAUUGUCAACUUUCUUCUCAAGAUAGAUAUCAAAUUGUUAUAAAAUUGAACGUAACAGAAGGCUACCCUGAUAUAUUAAAUAUCAUGAUAUUUCUUUUAUAUAUUAUAAAUAUUCUCGAUUAUAUAAUAGUGAAUAUUCUCCAUUUGUAAAUUUCUGUAUAACUUAUCAAAAAGUAACUUUUUUUUUAUUUUAAUGUUGUAUAAGUCGAUUGAUGGCUUAUGUGACUAUUCGUUAAUAAUAUAGACUUCGCGAAAUUAUUGUUCGAUUUUCACAAGACAUUUACGAGAAUUAACAUAAUUCCGCGCAAUUAUUACCGUAUCUUAUUCCAAUGGCGAGCUGAAUACGUAUGUAUAAAUGUAGAAUAUUUCUUCGUAUAAGUCGCAUGUACAUAGACCGAAUACAUUGGUAACUCAAGCAGCUGUUGAGUGUGUAAAGCUGUUACGAAUUUUUGCACAAAAUACGUUUUUUCAGGCGAUAUAAAUGAGAUGUUAGUUCCAUGUUAGUGUCCAGAGAAUCAAGUGCAAUCGCGGGGAAAAGCCAAUAAAUACGGCUGAAUUAUCAAUUUUGCUAGAACGCGUUAUUCGACAUACAUUGCUGAAAAUCGCGUUAAUACGGUUCUUGUCUUAAAUUCGGCGUGUCAUUGUUCCAACCGAGCUGAAAUAAAGAUAAAACAUAAAUUUCGGGAACAUUUGCAUAUUCAAGAAAAUUUAAAAGUCACAACAUCGCGUAAAGGGAUAAAAUUUUAAAAUUAUUUUCCGAAAUGCCAGAGAAUCUCCCGAAACGCUCAUUUACUGGACAAUCUCGCUGAGGAGAGCAAUAUCACGUCGAUUUACGGCACGCCAGCAGGAUGCUGAGGUCUUUUCGCUAAAAAGCUCGAUAGUUAAACGAUCAUACAGAACGUAGUACAACGGGCGCGCUAGGUGUUGGCGGGGAGGACGUCUAGUUUUAGAGACAAUUCGUUUGGUUGUGCUUAGAUGGUAAGAAGAAAACUAAGAAAACAUACGAUUGCGAGUUUCCGUAAAGCAUUUCUAUUUCAUCAGCAUCGAUCGGGCGUACUGUACAGAUGAUGGUGUGUCGCGUGUGUGAUGAAUUAUGUAUGACGCCGUGGUUCGCGUACCGUUAGCGUCGUAAUUGAGCGCUCCGAGGUAAUGAGAUCUUACGUACGGAAAGCGCAAUAACCGCAGGACAAAUUCUCUCUGUCUAUAAUAAAUAAUAAAACGGAUGUGACCUCUUCUCGUCCCGUGACAAACCUCGUGCCCUUCCCUUUUAUACGGUAACAAUACUAACCGAGAAUGUGUAACAGCAAAACCAUUUAAUAGCGGACUCGGUCAUGUUCGUCGACCUUCUGUUUUUCUUUUUUUUUUUUAAUUAAGUUGAAAAUAGCAAAAAUAUGCUGUAUAUCGAAUUGUAGGUGAUAUACAUAUAUAUAUAUAUAUAUAUAUAUAUAUAUAUAUAUAUAUAUAUAUAUAUACACAGAAAAAGCAAUCGUCGAUGAACAUUACCAUCGUUUUGCUAACGUGUGUAUGUCCCGUGUUUGUAGCAAGUAUGUGUGUGUUAAUUACAUGAAAGUGUGCGUGAGAACGUGAGAAGGAGAAGAAUGAUGGGGAAGGAAAGUGCGAAUAAAGUGAGUGCGUGCUCGCAUCAUAAGAAACGGAUACCAAGAGAAUGUCCGUCGCAUUCGUCUUUCCCAUAUUUAACGCUUGAAAUGCGGAAUCAUUCUGCAUUUUAUUUAUAUUCACUUUGCGUUGAUUAUUAAACAGUCGCGUACAGCGUUAAAUAUGGAGUACUUUACGGAUCGAUGAAUCUUUAAUCUCACAUUCAAUUGUCCAAGGACAGGUUGCACCGACGACAAUUAACAUAGUUGAUUAUUUUCUUUACAUAUCGCAGAAUCAAGAUCUAGAAUAGUAUUUUUCAAUUUUUUUUUGUGCGCUCCCGCGUGAGAGCCUCCCGAGUUUAAUUUUCGAUCUCUCAUGUCAUUGCCUAGUUGGGAAGAAAGACUGGAUAGAUCGCUUAAAAAUUUACAAUAACUGAUAUAACAUGCCAUGGUUUUAUGUAACCCACGUGGAAAAAAAAUUGAACUAGUAUCAGACCGAAUUAUAUUUUGCAUACUAUUGAGAUGCUAUCAAA
Molecule: messenger RNA, 5269 nt
Organism: Cataglyphis hispanica
Lineage: Eukaryota; Metazoa; Arthropoda; Insecta; Hymenoptera; Formicidae
Product: casein kinase I-like
Exons: 9
Coding region: 939-2192 (417 amino acids)
Biological process (GO): endocytosis; signal transduction; peptidyl-serine phosphorylation
Cellular component (GO): cytoplasm; nucleus
Molecular function (GO): protein serine/threonine kinase activity; ATP binding
Source: RefSeq, a predicted model, not a curated record